Messenger RNA from Habropoda laboriosa, 714 nucleotides. RefSeq names its product methylenetetrahydrofolate reductase-like. The transcript is spliced from 4 exons. Gene Ontology annotation, biological process: tetrahydrofolate interconversion. Bases 106 to 714 code for a protein of 202 amino acids. Gene Ontology annotation, cellular component: cytosol. The record is from RefSeq and is a predicted model, not a curated record. Gene Ontology annotation, molecular function: methylenetetrahydrofolate reductase [NAD(P)H] activity; FAD binding. Lineage: Eukaryota; Metazoa; Arthropoda; Insecta; Hymenoptera; Apidae.
UUUCAUAUAUUGCGCAAUUUGAUAACGAGAAUGUUAUAUAGUUUGGAGAAAAAAAGAGUGCGCAGUUGUUAGCUGUGUUCUACGACUACACAUAAGAAGAAAAUUAUGGAAAGAUUCGUUUUAGGGAAUAAAAUACUCGGAAAAUCUGUCGAUAAUAAUGAAUGUAAGAAUAUUGCAAACCGGCCUAUAGAUACACAACGCGAAAACGAUUUAAGAAAAAAAUUAAAAAAUAGAAUUGAAACAAAUACUAUAUUUUGUAGUUUUGAGCUUACACGUGUAAAGAAUAAUGAUUUUUACAAAAGCUUUUUUAUAGAAAUGGAUAAGUAUCGUCCUCUUUUUUAUGCGUUGACAUGGCAUACGAAAAAUGAAGUAAACGAUUCUUUAUAUUUAGACAUAUUUAAUAUAGUUUCGAACAACACACUUAUACAUCUUAUAGCUAAUAACUUAACUCGUGCUGAUGUGCGAUUUAUUCUAAAGAAAGCUUUCGAUUAUGGUAUACGUAAUAUUUUUGUAUUAAGAGGAGAUUCUACAAAUACAAGCAGCGAUUUUCCAUAUGCAGUUGACUUAGUACGUUUUAUAAGAAAUCAAUUUGGUGAUAUAUUUUGUAUAUGUGUUGCUGGUUAUCCAGAAAUGCAUCUAGAAUCACCAUCUAAAGAAAUGGAUUUGUUUUAUUUAAAAGAAAAAGUGGAUAAACAUGACCAAUUAAUUCCUUAA